This is a messenger RNA of Cinara cedri, 3213 nucleotides long. Lineage: Eukaryota; Metazoa; Arthropoda; Insecta; Hemiptera; Aphididae. The record is from the annotation of a GenBank genome assembly.
UAAAAAUAUACUUUAUAUCAUGUAUAAACUAUUUGUACAAAAAAUGUAAUUUAUUGGUUAUGUUUAAAAAAAAAAACAAAAUUAAUAUUUUCCUAAUAAUUACCUCAACAAUCAAUUUAAUAUUUAAAUGUUUAUGUAGGUGUAAAAUAAUAAUUUUUUUUCUUUUUUCAUUUAUUUAAGUGAUUGUAAUAAAAUAGCCAACUUGAUCAAAUUUUAGUAGUAUAAUGUGCAAUUAUUAUACUUAUUGAAUCUAAUUUUAAAAUAUUUCAAUUUAAAUUAUAAAGGAGUUAAAUCAUUAUAUAACAGGUAUAACUAAUUAUUUUUAGAUAUAAUUUAUGUACAUAACUUUUAAUUAUAAAAAGUUAAUAAUAAUAUUAAAUCAUGACCACAUUUAAAAUUUCAUUAUAUCUGCAGUUUUUUUAAUAAAAUAUUUUUAACAAAAUCAAAAAGAGAUUUUAGAAUCUAAUGAAUUAAUUUAAAAGAAUACUUUAGUCUAUGAAAUACAAAGUUUUUUUAAGUAGAAUAUAUGUAUGAUAGUUAAGAAAAAAAAAAACAACUGAAUGGUGUCCAAUGAGAAAAAAUGAAAAUUAAUACAUUACUAUUACAUACGAGUGAAUUUAGUACUUCUCGAAAUAUUUUAGGUUUUAGGAAAUGUAGAAAUCCAAAGCAGUAAGAAUUGUUAUGUAUAUGGACAGGAAGAAUGAAGAAUAUAGGAAGAUUGAAAAAGAAUUGGUUAGAUGCAAUUGAAAAUGAUAUAAGUAUGCCAGGUAUAUUUAAGAAUAAUGUAGGCGUUCAAGUUAAAUGGUUUUUUAGGAUGACGGUGGCUGACCCUAAAUAAGAAUAGAUGAGAAAUUAGAAUGAAGAAUUUGUAUUGUCGAGUUAAUAGUGUUAGGAUGAAUAUUUGGUUAGGUUACUAUAUUAAAUAGAAUAUGAAAUCAGUUGUUAUAUAAGAGUAACCUUAGGUUUUUACUAUUAUAAUGUAAACUGAAAAAUAAGUUCGGUUGGUUUGUGCAUGAUAUAAAGUAAAGUGAGAAAGUAGCAUAACUAAUAAAAUAACGAUGUUUAGUGUUUUGAAAGAAAUAUAGAUAGAGGAUGAAUAAACAGAGUGAUAUGAUAAUAAUAUAUAGGUGGGUGAAGUAGACAAAUUAUAAAAAUAUAUUAAGAAUGAAUAUCAUUUUUCUGAUUAAAUAAAAUAUGUUUAAACAUUUUAUGAUUUUAUAAUAUUGUCAUUAAAAAGUUAAUAUUGAAUAAUUUAUUAUUAAGUAUGUGUAUAUUUUCAGAUAUUCUAAAAUGGCUUGUAUCAAUAAAGAUGUAUUAUGUUUAAAUGAGACAACUAACAUUACAAUUGACAAUAACAUUGUAAAAGAAGAAAAUAAGGGAACUGCAUGUAUAAAAAAAGAAUUCAUCAUUGAAAAACAUGUACCUAGAUUAGCAUUAAACUGUAUUUCUGAAGUUGAUAAAAACCAAUUAAAUGAAGAUGAACCACCAUCUAAAAAACAAAAGUGUAGUAAAAGUGUUUUAAAAGGUCAAAACAAGUCUAGAAAUUGUACGUACUAUCAGAUUGCUCAUGAACAUUUAUGCUCAAAUCUUGUGGAAGGUGCAGAGAAAGGUUCAUGUCUAUAUGAUAAAUGUAAAUUUUUACACAAUGUUACAGAAUAUUUAGAGAAAAAACCAGAUGAUAUUGAUAAAACAUGUUAUGUAUACUCUAUUAAGGGUCGUUGUCCUAGAGGACUUACUUGUAGAUAUGGAAGUACUCAUAUUGAAAAUGAGAAAAACAUUAUUGACCAAAUCAAAUAUGACUCUUGGAUUAAGAAUGAAAAUGUUUGUCUAUCUUUAAGUAAAGAAAACAUGUUGAAAUUGCGAAAAAAAUUGUAUGACUUUACAAAAAGUGAUGAAGCUGUGAAAAAAAUUGAUAACAAUAAAAAUAUAGGACCUAUAAUCGAAGAAAGUACUAAACAAAUUAACUGGAAGAAUAAAUUAUACUUAGCACCUUUGACUACUGUUGGUAAUUUACCUUUUCGUAGAAUUUGUAAAGAAUUUGGAGCUGAUAUAACUUGUAGUGAAAUGGUUUUAUCAUCUAGUUUAUUACAAGGACAUAACCAAGAAUGGGCCUUAACUAAGAGACAUGAAACUGAAGACAUAUUUGGAAUUCAAAUAUGUGGUAAUAACCCUUAUAUGUUAACAAAAAGUGCACAAGUUUUACAAGAAAAUGUAAGUAUGGAUUUCUUGGACUUAAAUUUAGGAUGCCCAUUAGAUCAAAUUUAUAAACAAGGAGCUGGCAGUGGCUUAUUACUUCGAAGUAAAAAAUUAGAAGUUUGUUUGAAAAGCAUGAGAACAGUGCUUAAUGUCCCUCUUACUGUAAAAACUCGUUCAGGUGUUAAUAAAGAUCAAAAUAUUGCACAUGAUUUAAUACCUAUGUUUAAAGAAAGUGGCGUUUCACUUAUUACAGUUCAUGGAAGAUCAAGAGAUCAGAGAUAUACAAAAAUGGCUAAUUGGAAUUAUGUAAAUGAUUGUGCAAAAUUAGCAAGUCCAGUACCAGUGUUUAGCAGUGGAGAUAUAAUGUCUUAUGAAGAUUAUGAAAAUUCCAAGUUAGAAUUUCCUGAUAUUACGGGUGCUAUGAUUGGCCGCGGUGCUUUAAUAAAACCUUGGAUAUUUAAAGAACUAAAAGAAAACCGGCGUUGGGAUAUAAGUAGUAAUGAAAGAUUAGACAUUUUAAAAAAAUUUGUAAAUUAUGGUCUUGACCAUUGGGGCAGUGAUACUCGCGGUGUGGAAACAACUAGAAGGUUUUUAUUAGAAUGGUUAUCAUUUUGUUACAGAUACAUACCUGUUGGUAUUUUAGAACGUGUACCACAAAAAGUAAAUGAAAGGCCACCACAUUAUAAAGGAAGGGAUAAUUUAGAGACAUUAAUGGCAAGUGAGAAUUGUGCAGACUGGAUUGAGAUUAGUAAAAUGUUACUGGGACCAAUACCAAAUGGCUUUCAGUUUUUACCUAAACAUAAGGCUAAUUCUUGGAAAUAAUUUGAAUAUUAUUAAAAUAAUAUAAUUUGUUGAAAAUUUUAUAUGUUUACACAACUAAUAAUGAUUAUUAAUUAUUUUAAGUGUGAUAUUAUUAUUGUACACAAAUAUUUAAAUACAAAAUAUGAUAUAUUACAUUCACACAUUUUGUUUGUUACAGUAUGAUAGUUGUUAUUAAUAAACAUAACUCAAUAUACU